This is a messenger RNA of Mugil cephalus (flathead mullet), 2612 nucleotides long. Its product is annotated as heparan sulfate glucosamine 3-O-sulfotransferase 2-like. The transcript has 2 exons. Bases 673 to 1917 code for a protein of 414 amino acids. Lineage: Eukaryota; Metazoa; Chordata; Actinopteri; Mugiliformes; Mugilidae. The record is from RefSeq and is a predicted model, not a curated record. Gene Ontology annotation, molecular function: [heparan sulfate]-glucosamine 3-sulfotransferase activity.
AGUAUCCAGACAGAUGUGGUGUGUUUGCUGCUGUGAUUUGUGCAACAGGAAGAGAGAAUGGAGGGGUAGUGCUGGGUCAUGAAGCGUUAAAUUAUGAAUGUUUAUGGAUUUUUUUUUCACCCCCUCAAGUUUUUUUUCUUUUUUUUCUUUUUUUUUUUCUCGCGCGCUGUUCGUUUAAAUGAGCCCGAGCUGAGAUUUCACUGCUAUUUCACUUUAUUUUCAUCACGGAGUUGAAAUAAAAUUUCAGACCCAAUCACGCAGCGCGGGAUAAAAGCACGCAGAGUGUUGCGUUCAGCUUGCACAAAAACAGUCAAUAACAGACAGACCAGGCUUUGGCUGUUUUCAGCAGUUACACGAUGUGCCAAAAAGAAACAAAACGCAAGCAGCUGAUUUAUUUUAUUUUUUAUUUUUUUUUAACGCAAAGACACUCUGACGUCACUGUGUUGAAGUAUUAUCCCGCCGCUCAGCUGGUUUGGAGCCGACAGUCCGCUCCAAGUUGCAGGAGAGCGCACUCCCUCCUGCUUCUCCACCGAUGACCAUGGGGACGUCCGGGACGUUUAACGCAGGAUGCCUCUUCUUAACUCUGCGCACAGCGAAGGGCAGCUUCACACUGAAUGGGCAGAGGAGACGGGACUCGGACGGAUUGUGUUAAUGUGAUGGAAGGACUGUUAUAUGAAAGAAGUUUUCUAUUUUUUUCCUGAGUCAGUGGACAGCCCAUCCACUGAAGCGACUUACACAAUCAGGGUGGCAAGAUCAGUUAGAAAAUCAUGCACUGUUCAUAUCCAUGGAGAGAUGGCAUGGGUGCUCCUCUUCACUCGACUUCUCCCCUUCUCGCACCGCCUCAGAGGAACAACUAUUUUCUUGCUGUCCCUUCUCCUUUCGUAUUUGUGCUACUGCGCUCUGUUCCCCGAAGGGAAUUCACUAUUCCCCGUGCAAAAGUCAGGUGAUCCCAUGCCCAGCUGCCAGCGCGCCGAUGGAGCCAAAAGACGCCUUCAGAAAUCCAUCUCCUGCCUCUUACCGCUGGAUGUGAGGACGAGCGGCGGCGAGGCGUCUCGGCCGAAAACCGACCAAAGACCCCCCUCCGCCCUUCACAUCGUCCUGAACGACACGCCCAGCCCCCCCAUGAGCAAUCUGAAGUUUGGCAACAAGAAGUUGCCGAACGCCAUCAUAGUUGGCGUGAAAAAGGGAGGCACGAGAGCCGUCCUGGAGUUCAUCAGGAUCCACCCAGACGUGCGCGCAGCUGGGACUGAGACGCACUUCUUCGACAGGAACUAUGACAGAGGACUGGAGUGGUACAGAAGUUUAAUGCCAAGGACUCUUGAAAGCCAAAUCACAAUGGAGAAGACACCAAGCUACUUUGUGACAAAGGAGACUCCGCACCGGAUUUCUGCCAUGUCCCAAGACACCAAGCUCAUUGUGGUGGUACGUGACCCAGUCACUCGAGCGAUAUCAGAUUACACCCAGACUCUAUCCAAAACUCCCGACCUGCCAAGCUUCCAGGAGCUGGCCUUCAGAAACCAGAGCCUGGGCAUUGUGGACAUGUCCUGGAACGCCAUACGGAUCGGCCUGUACGCCUUGCACCUGGAAAACUGGCUCCGCUACUUCCCUCUGGCUCAGAUCCACUUUGUGAGCGGAGAGCGUCUUAUCACAGACCCAGCGGGGGAGCUGGCUCGGGUGCAAGACUUUCUUGGGUUAAAGCGCAUUGUCACUGACAAACACUUCUAUUUCAACCGCACGAAGGGCUUCCCUUGCCUUAAAAAGCCAGAGAGCAGCGGCUCACCCCGCUGCCUGGGCAAAUCCAAGGGUAGAACUCAUGUGCAGAUAGACAGAGACGCCAUCGAGCAACUGCGAGACUUCUACAGACCUUACAAUGUCAGAUUUUAUGAAAUGGUGGGACAUGAUUUUAAGUGGGAGUAGAGAGAUAUUUUUACAUGGUAAAGGAAAAGUAUAUGUAUCACAGAUUUUUUCUCUAAAAGUGGAUGUUCCACAGUAAGGCAGAUAGUGAACUAUGAGCCGUCUCCAGAGAAUUUUAAAAUGAAACAGCAGACUCUGUACUGUUCUUUGAAUUGACUCAAAUGAACCGAGCAAAUCUAAGACGGCGUUGCUUUUGCACUUACCCGCAUCAGCACCCUGUACGUUGCUUGUUGUAGCCAUCAUUUCAGCUUCAGGAUCACAUGAUUUCAGCCCAUAUUACUGUAUAUUUCUGCUGACAAGAUUGCUGACUGCUUCAUAAAGAGAAGAAGAAAUUCCAAGGAAUGGGAUUAGCUCCUCUUAAAAUCUGCUUCACUAAUCAAGGCAGGGUUUGAAAGCAAGACCUUGGAAAAUGUCAGUGAAGUCUUCAGGGAGAGCAGAAUUAAGCUGCAGCACAGUGGUGGUAAAUCCAAAACGUAAAGCCAUAAGGCAAGUAUGAACCAAGAACUGACGUUACUUACUGUUCAUUUUUUUUGCACCGGGUGAAGCAUUUUCUUUUCCAGUCUUUCCAAUUUGAAUCCAAUACGUUAUGCUGUAACAAAAAGCACUUGCAAAAUCCAUGUUUUAAUCUUUAUUUUUUAAUCACUGCAUUAAUCACAAUGCUUGUCCAUGAACUUCAUUAAAUGAAAAACGAAGCACAA